Sebastes umbrosus (honeycomb rockfish) is the source of this 1390-nucleotide messenger RNA. RefSeq names its product beaded filament structural protein 2, phakinin (gene bfsp2). Gene Ontology annotation, molecular function: structural molecule activity. The transcript is spliced from 6 exons. Gene Ontology annotation, cellular component: intermediate filament. The annotation marks the transcript as partial. The record is from RefSeq and is a predicted model, not a curated record. Gene Ontology annotation, biological process: intermediate filament organization. NCBI's taxonomy places the organism in Eukaryota, Metazoa, Chordata, Actinopteri, Perciformes, Sebastidae.
UUCUCUGAUUUCCUGUGUUUCCUGCAGGUCAGUGAAGCCAUCCUGGACAACGCUCGGCUGAUGCUGCAGACGGAGAACGUUCAGGCCAACGCCGAGGACUUCAAGGACAGGUAUGAGAACGAGCAGCCGUUCAGGAAGGCCGUGGAGGAGGAGAUCAGCUCUCUGUACAAAGUGAUCGACGACGCCGACCUGACGAAGGUGGAGCUGGAGGAGCAGAUGGAGAACAUGAGAGCUGACCUACGUCACCUGGAGCACAACCACGAGCAGGACGUGCGAGUCCUCUAUAGUCAGAUGGCGGGACGCGAGGUGGACGAACCCGACGCUCCCAUAGAAACCAGUCUGGACCAGAUCCUGACCUACAUCAGGAGCCACUGGGAGAAGGUGACGGAGAGGAACCGAGCCGAGACGGACAGCUACCUGGAGUGUAAGGAGGCGCAGUGUGUGAGCAGCAGACUGAGUCCGGAGGAGGAGCAGGUGGAGGCGCUGAAGGCCGAGUGUAACAACACCGGCUGUAAGAUCCAGAGUCUGCAGGCCGAGACCGAGUCCAUCAGAGCGCUGAGACGAGGUCUGGAGAACUCCCUGGGCGACGCCCGGCACUGGCACGACAUGGAGCUGCAGAACCUGGGCUCGGUGGUGGCCAAGCUGGAGGCGGAGCUCGCCGAUGUGCACGGUGAGAUCGAACAGCAGCGCCGCGACUACGACACGCUGCAGAGCAACAAGCAGCGCCUGGAGCAGGAGAUCGGCGUGUACCACGGCAUCCUGGAUGGAGAAGAGAGCCGCUUCCAGCCCGCAGAGACACCGUGUACAGGUCUGCAUUCAGAGCCCGAGGGAGCGACUGGUGCUUCUGCUGCUCCAGACACCAGAACCGACUCUCCAGGACCUCCAGGACCUCCAGGACAGUGAUCUGAGCAGAUGUUUUGGUGGACUCUGAGGGUGACCCCGUCUCUGCUGGAGGACUUCCCACCUGGUGAUGUGUGCAGGUGUGAAUGAUGCUGAGAACCUGCAGCAGGAAGUCCGGAGUGUGAAUGUGGUGUGGUGUCAGGAGAAGUCGUCAGGACCAGACCUGAACCGGUCCAGACCAGAACCGGUGCAGACUGUAGAGCGUUCUGGUUCUGGGAUCAGUUCUUCUUCUCCUUCUUCUUCAUGAUCACCGUUGAGCUCUGUAACACGGCGAGAGGCCGCUGAAGGCGCCGCUGUGUCCAGGUGCGAUUCUACCCGAAUGCACCGUUAAAUAGUGAUCAACUCAAAGAGGACUGUGGGAUACUGAGGAGUUGACCUUUGACCCCAGGUGUGUUUUACCUGAUGACAUCACAGCCAGUGUCAUGUGAUCAAUGAAGUGUAUUUCCUGUUGUUGCUGAGGUGUUGAAAAUAAAAGCUUUGAAAUGAUGCA